AGAACAUUGUGUGAGGAAAUGCGUGCGGUCACAGUCAGUUGUUUGUCGUGCAGCUCGUUCAGUUGCACGAGUUUGAAGCGGCACUCAAACUCUGAUUGGUCUGCAGUUCAGACAGGAAGUUCAGACUUUAACAGCGAGCAGAACUUUGGACCCGGUGACUCCAGAUGCUCAGCCGCAGUCUUCUAGGUGUAAAGUGAAACAAGGAACAGUAAAGACACAAUGUCUGGACCUCCUCCUCCACCUCCUCCUGGACCUCCUCCAACCUUUUCAGUGGCAAACACAGAAAAGCCAGCUUUGAACAAAUCUCAGCAGCAGGGAAGAAAUGCUUUACUGUCAGAUAUCGGUAAAGGGGCUCGACUCAAGAAAGCAGUCACCAAUGAUCGCAGCGCACCAGUAAUAGACAAACCUAAAGGUGGAGGAGGUGGAGGAGGAGGGGGCGGGUUUGGAGGCGGAUCUUCAGGUGGAAUGGGCGGCCUUUUUCAGGGUGGAAUGCCGAGGCUAAAAUCAUCAGGGGGCAGUAAUGCCAGACCCCCGAUGCCACCCACAGGCGGGAGAUUCCCAGCACCCAGUAACUCAGGUGGAAACAGACCCCCAGUCCCAAGCGCCGGACGACCUUCACCUGGGAGGUCUGGACCUCCACCUGUACCUUCCUCUGCACGUCCGACACAGCAAAGCUCUCCUAGCGGCCCACCACCUCUGCCUGGUGGAGGUCGACCGCCAAUCCACUCACCUUCCACGCAGCCCCCCAGCCAACCAGGCAGACGCCCCAGCUUUCCUCCUCCCCCGAAGGAAUCUUCCUUCCCUCCACCUCCUACGCCCAGUAGUGGCCGGCCGCCAUUACCAUCGAUGUCUAGCAGGUCCUCAGAUGACUUCCCUCCUCCUCCACCACCCUCAGGAGGACAUAGAGCGUCUUUCUCUCGAGAUGGAUUUCCACCACCACCGCCACCAUCAACAGAAAAUAAACCAGCAUCUCCGCAAAAACCUCUGGGUAAUGCACCUCCUUCUUUACCACCAGGAAGAGGGGGCCUGCCACCCAUGCCCCCAUCACAGCGAGAGGAGCCGGUCUCUAGAGGUCCUUCAAGAAACAGCCUUCCUCCUCCACCUCCACCUGGACGCUCCAGCCCUUUACCCCCUCCACCCAAUGACACGCGAAGGAAUUCAACUGUACGAUCAGGUCCUCUUCCACCUCCACCCACAGGAGCAGGAAACAGAGGCGGAGCUUCUCCUUCUGCACCACCUCCUAGUCGCCCCGGUGGACCAGGCAGACCCACUCCACCUCCAGACCGUCCUGGAGCGUCAGGGUUCCCUCCCCCACCUCCAGAUCGUCCUGGAGCGACAGGGUUCCCUGCUCCACCUCCAGAUCGUCCUGGAGCAGCAGGGUUCCCUCCUCCACCUCCAGGCCGUCCUGGAGCAGCAGGGCUCCCUCCACCACCUACAGAUCGUCCUGGAGCAGCAGGGUUCCCUCCUCCACCUCCAGGCCGCCCUGGAGCAUCAAGCUUCCCUCCUCCACCUCCCUCUGAUAUGAACGGAUUCCCGUGUCCUCCUCCACCUGCCACAGAUGAAUGGGGAAUGAGGUUUUCAUUCCAUCCGCUGUCUGAAUUGCCUCCACCAGAGCAAUUUGCCCCCUUCCCCAAAUCUUACCCAAGCAAGGCUGGAAGCAAAGGGGUGAGAGACAGAGGUGCACCACCUUUACCACCAAUUCCUAGAUGAGAGUUGCUUAAUGAUGCUGCAAUUUUAUUAUUGUUCACAUUUACUGAAGGUCUAAUGUGAGCUGGAUGUUUCUCUGCUAAACAGGUUUUUUAGUUAUUUCCAAAACAAUAAGUUUCAUCCAUUUGAUUAUGAUCCAAAUCCUCACAGAAUAAAAUUUACAUUUUAAUGCAAUAAAGUGCAUCCUGUUAUUAUCUUGUACAUUGAGGGUUUCAACUUAAGCCAAGCAAUUUUCUUCUGUGAAAUUAACAGACAUCCUUCAGGAUAUUAAAAUGAAAUGUGUACAGUAAUGAUCACCACCAAAGAUGACUUCUUUCAGCAGGUUCAGCUAUGUGUAAGUUCUGAUAUUCUAAAUGUGAAGUGUCGUAUAUGAGGCACAAUGUUUUGUUCCUAUUGAAUGUUUCCACUAUAGAGGAAUGACAAUAAAGCUCACUUGAACUUA
Paramisgurnus dabryanus is the source of this 2149-nucleotide messenger RNA. It is a transcript of the gene wipf1a, whose product is annotated as WAS/WASL interacting protein family, member 1a. NCBI's taxonomy places the organism in Eukaryota, Metazoa, Chordata, Actinopteri, Cypriniformes, Cobitidae. The record is from RefSeq and is a predicted model, not a curated record. Gene Ontology annotation, molecular function: actin binding.